AUGGCUGCACCAGUGACUUUAAACUCUUCCUCGAAGGGUCGAGUAUCGGGGAAAAAUUGGAAAGCACCCAAAACAGCCGCAAGACGCACUCAGUUAGCAGAAUCGUUAAGAACUACCUGGGAGGAAAAAAUGCGUAGGAAAACAGAGGCUCAAGCCGUUAAGCAACUGGAGAGGGAAAUGAAGGCGGAGAAAGAAGCGGAGAAGGCAGCUCAUGUGGAGAAGAUAAAGGACAGGAGAAGGGCUAAGGCGGAGAAGGAGAGGUUGGAGAGAAUGAGGGCAAACAUGAGCCAAAAGAAGCUAGACAGAAAACGGAGAAAAGAAGGGAGAACGAAGAAAAUCAAUGGCUGA
Cantharellus anzutake is the source of this 348-nucleotide messenger RNA. RefSeq lists its product as uncharacterized. The record is from RefSeq and is a predicted model, not a curated record. The transcript has 4 exons. Lineage: Eukaryota; Fungi; Basidiomycota; Agaricomycetes; Cantharellales; Hydnaceae. Bases 1 to 348 code for a protein of 115 amino acids.